Boeremia exigua is the source of this 1275-nucleotide messenger RNA. Its product is annotated as ADP-ribosylation factor GTPase-activating protein 1. The coding region runs from base 1 to 1275 and encodes 424 amino acids. Gene Ontology annotation, molecular function: GTPase activator activity. Gene Ontology annotation, biological process: regulation of ARF protein signal transduction; regulation of endocytosis. Gene Ontology annotation, cellular component: Golgi membrane. NCBI's taxonomy places the organism in Eukaryota, Fungi, Ascomycota, Dothideomycetes, Pleosporales, Didymellaceae. The transcript is spliced from 4 exons. The record is from RefSeq and is a predicted model, not a curated record.
AUGAGCAAAAUGUGGGAGGUAGAUCCGGAGACGCGGAGUAAGUUGCUCGAGAUUCAGAAGACGAACGACAACAACAAGUGUGUCGACUGCAACGCGCCGAGUCCACAGUGGGUACGCAACUACCAGCCCUCCAGACAUCAGGCCUCUCCCAAACUGGGCAUCUUCAUGUGUCUGUCAUGCUCCGGCGUCCAUCGCGGCCUGGGUGUUCACAUCUCCUUUAUUCGCAGCAUCACUAUGGAUGCCUUCAAGGGCGCUGAGCUUGCACGUAUGGCCGCUGGCGGCAACAAACCAUACCAGGAUUUCUUCACCGCGCACCCAUCAAACACGAAGGACAACAGGACAUUUGAGGCUUCGUCUAUACAAGAACGCUAUGAUUCUGAAGCUGGCGACGAGUGGAAAGAAAGACUGAGCUGCAAGGUCGAGGACAGGGAGUUUGACAAGAGCAAUCUGCCAAAGCGUUUGCCGAAGAAGGAGACUACUGGCGCUGCUGGCGCCGGUGGGCCAUUGAGCGGCCGCGCCAGUGCCGGUGGGAGUAGAAGUCAGACACCACUGGGCAAGACUGAGUCUGGCUUCCAGCGAUCAGGAUCGCCGGCUCUUGGGACGAAUGCUAUGGCGUCACAGAAGACGAAGAACGAAGCAUACUUCUCGCGCAUGGGAGCUGAGAACGCCAAUAGGAGCGACAAUCUGGCGCCAAACCAGGGUGGAAAAUAUGGUGGUUUUGGAAGCGAACCGGAUUCUUGGAAGAACAACGACGACCCUGGGGCACCGCCGGAGAUUGCUGACUUCCAGAAAGACCCUGUGGCAGCUCUCACGAAGGGAUUCGGUUGGCUGGGUGCGAGUGUGAGCAAGGCAGGCAAGACUGGCUACGAGGGGUGGGUGAAGCCUGGCAUGCAAAAGCUCGCCGAAGCAGAUAUUGCCUCGCAGGCACAGAAGACCGCCGGACUUAUGGGCCAGACGAUCCAAGCUUCCGCAGCGAAUGCCGGCACUGCUUUCAACCGUUUCGUCGAGGGAGAGUCUUCAGGCAACACACGUCGUGGUGUACAACCGGCGAAGAAGGACUUCUGGGACGAUUUUGGUGCCGCUCCCAAGGGCCCUAGCAGCGACAAGCAAGACUUCUGGGACGAGUUUGCAAGCGCUGGCGAGGCUGGAUCAAACGCCACAUCCGGGUUAGGACAAAAGCCCAAACCAUCGGGUAUUGGCACAAGUGCGAUGAAGAAGGGCAGUGGAUCGGGACCGACGGGAGGCAAGAAGGAUGACAAGUGGGAGGACUGGUAG